AGAGUCACAUCCGGCACCUGGAGACAUCCAAGCUACAAGAAAGAAGAGACGUCCAGAGACAGCCGGGAGGUGUACGGAGAGAGACAGCCAGGGGGCCAGUUGGAGUCACCUGGUGACAGCCGCUGCGGUUACGGACUCUGCCGGGCACGGUCACCUUGCUGAGCCAUGGAGCCUCUGGACUUAGUCGGCUGUGGAGGGGUCCCUGUGACACCCGCAUAGAGAUCGGGAGUCCCGCAGCAGCAGGUCGGCUGCUAAUCAGGGCCGGCAGCAGCAGCCCCGUGUAUAUAGACACACAGCAGGGACAUGUAGCCCGGGCUCCGGCGUCCCUGUAAUUGCUCUGGCAGAUCUGUUCCUGGCAUCGGGAAGUUUUGCUGUGCUGGGCAAGGGUCCUAGCACUGCUGGUGCCCCUGCUCCCUGUGUCCUUCCCCAGGCUGCUGCAAUGAGCAGCACAAUGUAUGUGUACGGUCAUACACAUGUAUCCAGACACACAGACGUGUAGCAGUGUACUGUGUGGAGCACUAGUGUUACCCAGGUUUCAGGAGUGUCUGACCGGCGAAUAUAAUACAUACAGCUGAUGAACCGGAAAACACUAAACUCCAUGUCCAAACUAGCUGCAUUUUCUAUAUCAAAUAUGUUUCUUUCCCAGAAGCUGGCCAAUCAAGCUGUGGUCAUAGUUUUAUAGUGAUUUUGUUCUGGGGAACCUUGUAUGCAUGGCCACUAUGGGAUGUUAUUAGAUCUAGCUCCAGAUUCUUAUUAUUAUUUUUUACUGAAAAACAAAGGCUUUUUUUUUUUUUUAAUAUUUUGUUUUAAGACGUUUUUAGUUUGUCUGCUUUUGUUGUGGGAGAUGAACGGGUUUUCCAUAAAGGAGUUGUGCUGCCUGUUCUGUUGCCCUCCAUUUCCAGGCAGGAUUGCAGCCAAGCUGGCAUUCCUGCCCCCCUCACCCACCUACACUAUCGUGCCAGAGCAAGAUGCCUCUACAAGGGCUGCUGCUGGGCGAGCUGGGACUGGGGUCAUGGGACGCUGGAAGCUGCAUCUGUCUGAUCGUGCUGACUUCCAGUACACUCAGCAUGAGCUGGACACCAUAGAAGUUUUUAUGGCCAAGAGCAGCCGUGGAAACAGAAUUGCCUGCAUGUAUAUUCGUUGUGUUCCUGGUGCAAGGUUCACACUCCUCUUUUCUCAUGGCAAUGCAGUGGAUUUGGGACAGAUGAGCAGUUUUUACUUGGGCCUAGGGACACGAAUCAACUGUAACAUCUUCUCAUAUGACUACUCUGGUUAUGGAGCUAGCUCAGGACGCCCCUCGGAAAAAAACCUGUAUGCAGACAUUGAUGCGGCCUGGCAAGCUCUACGUACUCGUUAUGGGAUCUGCCCUGAAAACAUCCUGCUGUAUGGACAGAGCAUCGGUACAGUUCCAACAGUGGAUUUGGCAUCUCGUUAUGAGUGUGCAGCUGUAAUUCUACACUCGCCACUAACAUCUGGAAUGAGAGUGGCAUUUCCUGACACUAAGAAAACCUACUGUUUUGAUGCCUUCCCAAAUAUUGAAAAGGUGUCAAAGAUAACCUCUCCAGUGUUGAUAAUACAUGGGACAGAAGACGAAGUAAUUGAUUUUUCUCAUGGGCUAGCACUUUAUGAGCGUUGUCCCAAAACGGUGGAGCCUUUGUGGGUAGAAGGUGCUGGGCAUAACGACAUUGAAUUGUACAGUCAAUAUCUGGAACGUCUGAGACGCUUCAUCUCGCAAGAGUUGAUCUCCCAAAACAGUAACUGACACUGUGAACAAAGUAAUGGCCAACUUCUCCGUUGACUGAAAAAAAAGCGGAUUUUCCUGCUUUUUAUAUUUUCAAAAAUGAUUCAAGGCCAAUGGUGAUUCUGCUUUUUUGAUUAAAAAAAAGUCUAGAUAAAGUUUGCUAUUUUUCUGUGUGUCGUAAUUGACUGUGUUAAGCAAACUUAAUGAGCGCUUACUCCAGAGUACAAAAUAAGAGCACCCGAUGAAAAUGUAUUAUACCACUUUCACUCUGAAAUCACUAGCUGGUGGAUCUUACCAAAUAAGUUGUGCAUCUUCUGGCCAAAGAAAAGUUUUAAAAAUAGUGAUAUAAACCCUGUGAGUGGGUUCAGAAUGAAUUAAUUUCUUGUACUGUACAUAUGUGAAGCAGAUAUUUUUAGUUUGAUGCCUGUUUCUGGUACCCGUAGGUACUUAGAAAUGUGGCAGUAUGCAAUAAGGGGAUGUCAUUUUAAAUUCAUUCAUAGCCCAUUUAACAUUGAUUUCAGAAGUAAUCGCAGACUGCAUAUCCUUUCUGUUGGAAAUGUUAUCACAAUUACAUUUUGGUUUUCAUCACUGAACUUAUGUCUGUUCUAUGUUAACUACCCCUAAGUAAAAUAUUUUACUAAUGUCUCCCUCCAGCUAGCCAAAGAUCCUGGGUGUUGCUACAUGCAGUCACUUUUCCUGGGGCUCUGCCGAUAACUCUGUAAUGUUAUCUUUGAAUGCUGACUGAAGGUGUGUGUGAGUGGGAAGACCAAUAACGGCCCAAUGCUGGGGCUGUAAGAGGAACAGAGGAGCCCCUGGGAAACUGACUGCAUGAAGCAGCCCAGGGGGCAUCCACUUGAAGGAGGUACAUCAUAGGUAUUCACUGGCACUACAGGUUUAAAGGCAUAUUUUUAGUGAGUGGUUAACCAUGACAUGGCUGCAGGUCAUGUGUUGAUAGGCAUGUCCCAUAUUAAUGUGAUUCUGACCUGGGCUUAAGUGUCCGCAUAUCUGCAUUUUUAUUCUCGUGGUGACUAUACGUUUUUUUUGUUUUUUUUUUUUUCAUAUGAAACCAGUUAGGGUUACUGGGCAAGGAUUGUAUGUGAUGAAUGAAGAAUAAAAAUUGGAGAGCAAUAA
Messenger RNA from Pseudophryne corroboree (corroboree frog), 2872 nucleotides. It is a transcript of the gene ABHD17A, whose product is annotated as abhydrolase domain containing 17A, depalmitoylase. Gene Ontology annotation, cellular component: endosome membrane; plasma membrane. The transcript has 4 exons. Gene Ontology annotation, molecular function: palmitoyl-(protein) hydrolase activity. Lineage: Eukaryota; Metazoa; Chordata; Amphibia; Anura; Myobatrachidae. The record is from RefSeq and is a predicted model, not a curated record. Gene Ontology annotation, biological process: protein depalmitoylation; regulation of postsynapse organization. The coding region runs from base 707 to 1762 and encodes 351 amino acids.